Oryzias latipes (Japanese medaka) is the source of this 1542-nucleotide messenger RNA. RefSeq names its product galactosylgalactosylxylosylprotein 3-beta-glucuronosyltransferase 1-like. Lineage: Eukaryota; Metazoa; Chordata; Actinopteri; Beloniformes; Adrianichthyidae. Gene Ontology annotation, cellular component: Golgi membrane. Gene Ontology annotation, biological process: carbohydrate metabolic process; chondroitin sulfate proteoglycan biosynthetic process. Gene Ontology annotation, molecular function: galactosylgalactosylxylosylprotein 3-beta-glucuronosyltransferase activity. The record is from RefSeq and is a predicted model, not a curated record.
UUUUAAUAUCUUUAGUUAUUUUUCUGUUCUUGUGUUGGAAAAACGUUUCAGACGUUGUUCCUUCUGAAGUGAUCACUUCCUCAAAUAUCAAGUAUCAUCCUUCUUUGAGGAGACGUGCCUUAGACCCGACAAUGAAAAAAUAUAUAGCACGCAACACUGUUAUUCUCAUACUGGUCAUGUUAUGUUGCUCAUUGCUCUACAAUCUUUGGCCUCACAACAGAGCUGCGCUUCAGUCAGUGUUUUACAAAGAAGUAGUGCGGACUAAAUAUAUUUACACCCGGCCUCCUCCCUGGUCCAGCGGCCUCCCCGUUAUCUUUGCCAUUACUCCCACUUACAGUCGGCCGGUGCAGAAGGCAGAGCUGACACGUCUGGCCAAUACUUUCCUCCAUGUUCCCAACCUGCACUGGAUUGUGGUGGAGGACUCUAAAAAUACAUCGACUCUGGUUAGCCACCUCCUCCAGAGCACAGGACUCAACUACACCCACCUUCAUGUGGAGACCCCUUUGAAAUUUAAAGUCACUGGUGGAAAAAAACGGAUCCCACCUCGGGGCACUUUGCAGAGGAACCUGGCUCUGCAAUGGCUACGACAGACCUUCAGUGUAAAUGACAGCCACCCUGGGGUUGUUUACUUUGCAGAUGAUGACAACACCUACAGUCUGCAACUUUUUGAGGAGAUGCGUUUUACAACAAAAGUGUCUGUGUGGCCCGUAGCAUUUGUGGGUGGAUUACCAUAUGAAUCACCUAAAGUAAACUCCUCAGGAAAGGUAUAUGGUUGGAGAGUCAUCUUUGACCCCCAUCGACCUUUUGCCAUUGACAUGGCUGGGUUUGCAGUGAACCUCAAGCUUAUUCUGACCAAACCUCAGGCUAGAUUCAAACUAACAGGUGUGAAGGCAGGAUAUCAAGAGAGCAGCUUACUAACAGACCUGGUGUCUCUUAGUGAUUUAGAGCCAAAAGCUUCAAAUUGCACUAAGGUUUUAGUGUGGCACACACGAACGCAGACUCCCAUUUUGAGAAAAAACAUCACAGGAUUAGCGGAUCUCAUUGGAGAAAUAUAAAACAGGCAGCUGCUGCUUUGCUUUGGAGCAGCUUACACUGAGGGACCUCACUACCACAAACACCCACCUUUGAUGCCACCACAGUUCCAAUAGUUUCACAUAUUUAGAGCUUGCAAUAUUUUAACUGAGAUCAUAAACGUUUUUUACUGGCAAAGAUGAACAAAUUCCAGAUGCCAUCCAUUUUCCAAACCUAAUUAAUUAUUUUGGGAGUCUAUGGUUGCUGGAGCCUAUCCCAGCUACUGUUGGGCAAAGGCGAAAACCUGGAGAAAACUCACACAUCCACAGGAAGAACAUGCAAACUCCACACAGAAAAGUCCCAGCUGGUAUUUGAACGUGCAAGACCUUAUUGUUUGAAGGCAAGAGUGUUGCCCUCUAUCCCACCGUGAAGCCUGAUUCAGAACACAAUCACCUGUUUUUGAUAAUGUUAUUGAUAUUGAUGGCCAUUUAUUUAAAUAGAGUUUUGUAAAAUAAAACACUUUAACCCCGU